CUGUACUCGACUCCGAGGAGGGGAGUAUAAUUACAGCGUUUCGCUUCACAUUAGAAAGACUUCAAAGAAACUAAGAAGCUUCGUAUUUCAUGACCAGAUAAGUACAGGAAUUCAUGCGCAGGAAGUUAAAUGUCACAUAUUGUGUCCAGAUAUUUUGUGUUAUCUAGAUAAGUGAUUUUACUGAAACUGUUAGUCAGUUUUGUUGAACUCACCAGAUGUAUACGUGUGUGUGUGUUGAGAGAUAGGUGAUUUCACACUAUAGUCAGACAUUAAACAAAACUCACAGAAAAAAUAAUUUAAUACAUCAUCAGCAAUGCUUAAGAGAUCCCUGAAGCCACCGCAUAUGUAAAUUGUGGCUUAUUACCUGGAUGACGUCAGUGUGAGGAUUUGCAAGUGGCUUGUAUAGGCCUUACUGGCACGAUCAUCUGCGCCACAUCACUGUCAUUCAGAUAUGCUGAUGCUACCGAGGUCUGAAUGUUACCAUGGCAGCACACUGAAUCACAUCUGACCCACACACUGAGCUGUGAAAACACUGAUAAUAAUGACUGAUUUGUCAUGAAGGGUCCUAAAACCAACUAAGGUGUCUGCUUCUGACUGCAGUUGUUAAACACUUGCAUGGAUUAUAAAGCCUCUCUGUCCCUGAGGUUGCCUCUUUGACAGUGGUGAAACUGGUACAAUAUACAGGAUUUUAAAGUACGGACACAUACAAAAAUAAUCUAUAUCAAUGGUUAUUUGUAAUUCACUAGAUGUGUGUGGUAGUGUUUGUGUCAGCAGAAACAAUGUUGUUUGCUUGUAUUUUCUUAUUUUUAUUGUUUUGGGAUGUUUCUAGAAUGCAACCUUUGGCCAGUGGAUGUGUAGCCUCCAGCCAACUCAGGCAGCGACCAGUUGUGUUUGGUUGGACAGGGAAUGCUGGAGGGUCUGUGCUAGCACGGUUCUUCCUAGCUCGCGUUUUACGACCGGAGGCCUGCGUGGUGAUUCUCCUGUGUCGAGGAUUUCUGUAGCUUAGUGGGUAGAGCAUGGCGCUAGCAACGCUAAGGUCAUGGGUUUGAUCCCAGGGAUUGCACAUACUUCGACUCAAAUGUGUAGUAUAAUGCAAUGUAAGUCGCUUUGGAUAAUAGCUUCUGCCAAAUAUGUAAAUGUUUUACAGGAAACAGAGAAGGAAGCUGUAAUCAUCAUCUCACGUCAUCUUUACCAUUCCCACUCCUGCAUUUUCAUUACACUGAAACUACCAAACCGUGAAUAGAUAUCAGCCGGAGUGGACAAAGGUUCAUGUGUUUGAUCUCACACCCUCCCCUUUACAGAACACCACAUCACACAGUACUGAAGAAGAGAGAUGAGCAAAACAUCUGAAGAUCUUCUGAUCAUCUAUGAGUCUGAGGCAGAGCAGUGGGCAUCAUACCUGCGCUUCCACCUGGCAGGUUCCAUUCCUGAGUCCGGCAUCUGUUGUUAUGACAUUGCUAUGGUAACCAGUCGCAAUGAUGACUUCCUACGACUGGCAGGGUACAAAUGCAAGCUGCUUAUUCUGUCGCGGGGCAUGCUGGAGGGUGUGUGCCAGCUCCAACGGUUCUUCCUGGCUCGCGUUUUACGACCGGAGGCCUACGUGGUGAUUCUCCUGUGUGGAGUGGAAAGCAUUGAUCCUCUGCUGGAGCUGGUUCCACUGAAGGGCGAGAGCUGUCUUCAGAUCUCCAGCGAGCAGGAACCCCAGGAGUACCGCUCGGCUGUGACAGAGAUUGUACACCGAGGUGGACAGAUGCCGGUCCAGGAGCUGAAGCUUGAGAAGAAAGUUUCUGCUGGCUCGCUCGCUGCAAAACCCUCUUUACUGGUCCUACCCAAUCGCAUGCUAUGUGAGAGUCCAGGGGAGAUAUUCAUUCUACUGCAGGAGGUCAUGACCAUCAAAGAUGCAGAGGUGGAGUUCAGUGGAAAGAAGCAGACAGUGAGAGUGAAACCUGUCAACUGGAAUGAAAGCACACUCUGUGUGUAUGCCCCUGACUUCACCGUUGGAGAUGUGUGUGUGACGCUCUACUGUCAAGGAGUGGUUAAAGGCAAGGGCUGUAUACAAUACUACACCAUGAUGGGAGAGGUUGCUCACUGUCUUCAGCAAGCUGCAGAUCCUGUUAAAUUCAUGUGCCAGGCCUUUCAGGUUCCCUCCAUGGAGAAGCUGGAUAAAACUCUGGCAGCAUGUCUGGUGCAGAAAAUGCCGACAGAAGGUUUUCAGGGCCUGCAGUGUGAUCAGCUUCCAUCCUGGGAUGGCCGUGCUUCCAAUGUUCCAGAGGAUAUUCCUACUCUCCUGCAUUUUGCCGCCCAACAUGGAUUGCGAGAUUUGACUAGUGCUCUCCUGCAGUGUCCUGGAGCAAUCCGAGCCCUAAAGACCCCUAACAGCUAUGGAUACACACCCCUAGAUCUUGCACACAUGUAUGGAUACAAGCAGCUCCACAUCCUUCUCAAAGAGUCAUUGGAAAAUAAUGAUGGCAAUGGUGUAUAUGAACUGAUGGGCAGAGCAGAGAAUCUUCAGAUGGAUGAUGCUGAUGAGCAAUGCCAAAACUAUGAUGAAGAUCCAGAAAAUAUCUAUUCUCCUCUGGGUAGAGAUGAAGAAGAGUAUGACACCAUUCUCACAUCCAGCGGUUCCUUAGUAAUGGCAAACCGACCCCCUGCGCCAACUCCUCGACCCGAUUGUCUGUCCACCCCAGAGGAUAAGACUCCAUUCAUCGCACAAGUUUUCCAGAAGAGAAAGUCACAAGAUGAAACGCUAUACUCUCUUCCACCAAGACAAGCAAAGGCGAGAGACAGCAUCUCAUCCACGUAUGACACCUUUGUGCCCACUCAGCCGCCAGGACUGGACGAGCUGAUCAAACUUCAGGAGCAGGUGAAGACAGGCGCUCUCAGUAUAGAUGAUGCUCUUGAUCAAUUCAAUGACUGGCAGAGGCUUCAGAGAGGAAUGGACAGCAUCCAACAGGAGAAAAUCCAGCAGAUGAGGGCCAGUAUCAUUAACAACAGAGAGCCCAAUGAAAGUGUCUACGAUCAAAUCAGCAUCGUUCAUCACUCAACCCCGUCUACAGAUGAGUAUAGAAGAGCAAGCCAGCAAAUGGAGAGCGAUUUCUACAGCAAACCUCUUAAAGGCCAGAAUUCACAUAUCUUCAAGAAGACAGACAAACGGUGAAAGUACAGCAGGCUCGGGAGAAGCGAUGACUGUCCUUCUGUAAGAUCCUUGAACGGGUUUUCUAAAAUGUCAUUAGCCCCCCAGUGGAACGCUUCAAUCCUACCACCUCUCCCCGGUUCUGCUUUGCUGCCCCCUCUCCCAAUCUACCCAUUCCCCAAAAGGCAAACAGCAUCUGGUGCAAGGGCAAAGGUACACAGGACAACGUGGCCCCUGCCGACCCCUCGCCUGUCUGAUCAGGGGCCAGAAGAGACCCCCGGAGUGUGGCUGUACUCUUGCGUCUGCGCCUGAAAGCCCCUGCGCUGGAGCUUUGGGUAGAUUAGCAGCGCUGGUUCCCACUGCAGAGCUUUUGUGCAGCAGCGCCCAGGCGAGGCCAAGCUGUCCGCGGCCGCAGGGAUGCGCUAAUUCCUCCGCAGGUCAGCGGCUCUGCAUUUCCAAGCAGCUCCUAAAAGGUCAUUUCCGUUGUGGAGCAGCCACGGCCAUUGGUGCCUCUGUAAAGUCCCGGUGACUUCCCCAAGGUCGGCUCAGAGAUUGAAUCAAAGCCUGCGAUGAUAAACAAGCUGAAGGCUUUAUCUUUGAUUUAUUUAUUUUCAGAUGGACUUUUAUCUUUGAAGAUGAUAGUUGUAUUUUUGAAAGGAUGUUUUGACUGCUUGAUGGGCCCUGGUAAAGGGCCGUAGUGGGUUGUGCUGUGUUGGGGGAGGGUUGAUGUGGUAUGUUUUUGUGAUUGAACAAAUACUCCAAAGCAUAAAGGGUCAAUGGCAGAACAUAUUUAUCUUUCAUAAAUGCUUGGACCGUUUCCAGCCCUCAUGGAUGCUGAAGAUCUUAACAUAAUGGAUGUAUUCUGAAAGUUUGCUUUGCUCGUAAUAUUUAUACUCCGUCCGUGCACCAGACUGAUGCCACGUAUAAUCUGCAGUGCAUAAAAUAACAUGCCUGGAGAAGAAAAUGAUGCAUCGUAUUAAUAAUAAAUAUCUUUUAGGAGAGAUGUCGUUUGAUCCGUGCAUUUAUUAAAACAGGGCUGCAAACACAUGUUCUACAUCCAUUUGAUCAUUACAGCACCUGGAUGGACAGUAACAGCAAAAUUACAGCAUCGCAAAACGCUCUCAACAACAACACAGUGGCAAGAUCGCUCCGAUUUCAAUAACAGACCCCCGUUCCUCAGAGAGGGUCUCACCAGAAUUAUCUGUGCUCCUCAGCAAUGAAAGAGAUUAAUUGUCCCACCACAUGUGCAAUAAUAGCUUGACUCCGUGCCCAACCAAUCGAGUGUGCAAUGGCAAUCCACAGAGUAAUUGAGGUGAUUUGGCAAGCGCCGCCUCGCAUACAUUGUUCCAUAAAGACAUCAUCCUAUGUCGCAGGAGGACUGCCCACAUAUUGCCUCAGCGAGGCUUUUGCCAAGGAAGUGGUGUAAAUAUGAACUGGGACACUGAGUGAUCAAACAAAAGUACAAUGGAAUGGUCUCUGUCAGCAUUGUAAAUCUGACCGGGCUUCUCACCAGCACAAGCAAUAAACGCUGAUGAAUCUGUAAAAUGCACUAUAAGUGUUGCCUCUGGCCUAACAUUAGCCUUCUGCACAUGUAAAAGAUAGCCAUGAUGUCCUUAGAAAGCUGAAAAUGUGUCUGACAAUACACCUGCCCACUCCUGUUUAACAAAGACAAUCCAUUUAUAACGCACACACGUGUCUUCGCAUUUAUCUCAUGUGAUAGUGUCAAUACAGUGAAUGA
This is a messenger RNA of Triplophysa rosa, 4871 nucleotides long. RefSeq names its product B-cell scaffold protein with ankyrin repeats-like. Bases 1334 to 3157 code for a protein of 607 amino acids. The transcript has 17 exons. Gene Ontology annotation, molecular function: signaling receptor binding; protein tyrosine kinase binding. NCBI's taxonomy places the organism in Eukaryota, Metazoa, Chordata, Actinopteri, Cypriniformes, Nemacheilidae. Gene Ontology annotation, biological process: B cell activation; negative regulation of B cell activation; negative regulation of phosphatidylinositol 3-kinase/protein kinase B signal transduction. The record is from RefSeq and is a predicted model, not a curated record.